CCGUCCAGUCUCAUUCUCCACUCCCUCCGGCGCCGCUUACUUCUGACGCGCCCGAUGCUACUGCGAUGGAUCGCAGCCGCGGGGCGUCGGCGAGCGCUGCCAGCCAGGCCCCUUGCGCGCGCGCUCUCGUACGGUAGGGUGGUGGACGCCGCGGCUCGGGACGGGGAGCUCCGGGUGUUCGUGGUCGCGGGCGAGGUCUCCGGCGACUCGCUCGCCUCGCGACUCAUGGCGUCGCUCAAGGCGCUCUCGCCUGUGCCCGUCCGGUUCGCUGGCGUUGGCGGGGAAUUAAUGUGCAAGGAAGGUUUGCAGUCACUUUUCCCCAUGGAAGAAAUUGCCAUUAUGGGUUUGUGGGAGCUGCUGCCACACAUAUAUAGUGUCAAGAAGAAAAUUGAGAAUACUGUAAAUGCGGCUAUGUUAUUUCAACCUCAUGCUGUGGUUACAGUUGAUUCAAAGGGGUUCUCUUUUCGCCUGUUGCAGCAACUGAAAUGCAGAAGCAAUCAGAAGGUUCAAAGUCCUCUACAUUUCCAUUAUGUUUCACCAUCAUUCUGGGCCUGGAAAGGUGGUGAAAGCAGGCUCUCAAAGCUGCAUGAUUUUGUGGAUCACAUGUUGUGUAUUAUUCCAUUUAAGGAAGAAAUAUGCAAAUUAAAUGGGUUGCCUGCUACUUAUGUGGGACAUCCAUUAUUGGAUGAUGCUAUUGGCUUGAACAUGGGACCGGAAUUGUCUUAUGACAAGUCUAAACAUCAAAAGCGUUGUGAAGCUUUCCGGCUGGAACAUGGGCUGUCCCCAGAUGCCACAAUCGUAACCAUUAUGCCAGGAAGUAGGAUGCAGGAGGUAGUUCGAAUGCUUCCAAUCUUUUUGCAUGCUGUGCAAAACUUAAGGCAUACAUUUAAUGAACUGUCACAAGUCAUCCCAGUUGCUCCACAUCGAGACGUGAAGACCUAUGUUGAAAAGGCUGUUCAGUCAGGGCCUUUUCCAGUGGUGUUGAUACCUGGGGGUUCGCUUAAGGAAAGAUAUGAUGCAUUCAGUGCUAGUAGAGCAGCAUUAUGCACUUCAGGGACAGCUGUUAUGGAACUAACGCUUGCAAAACUACCCUGUGUGGUAGCUUACCAAGCUCAUUUCAUUACAGAAUGCUUGAUUCACUUGAGGAAAAAGAUAAACUUCAUUUCUCUGCCCAACAUUCUCUUGAACUCUCCUGUUGUGCCUGAGGUCCUUUUUCGAGCUUGUACAGCUAAGAAUCUAGCUACAAAACUAAGCAAGGUUAUUUCUAACGACGAUGUCCGUCAGAUGCAAGUUGAAUCAGCUGGCCAAGUAUUCCAGGUUCUCUAUGAACCCAUCAAGAAAAGGGGUGCUUUAUUUGUGGAGGAGCUUGGCUUGUCAUCAAAUGUCUUAUCUCCUAGCAUGAUUGCAGCAUUAACAGUGCUUUAUACAGAUAAACAUCAAAAUAUUGUAUACCGGAAUUAAGUGGUACAGUCAGAAGCUAAGGAAUCUUUUUAUCUGCCAGUGUGAUCAUGGUUCCAUGCAUGCCACUCAUCCACGAUUGGAGUAGCAUGGCAGCAAGCAACUGCUGAUGUAAAGCUUUCAGUUCUGAAGUGGUGUCAGGUCAACAUCAGAGUCACAGUAUCAUUAUAGAUUUCAGGCAUGUGCUCUAGUGGAUUAAGUGCCAAUCUUGGUCAUCCUGUUGGUGCUUACUUUUCCAUGGUUAGAAUUUCCUGAUGUUACAGGAAGUCAAGGACUCGGGGAGUAUGACUGAUGGUACAGAUGUACAGUGGGCUUGGAAAGUAUGAAUGAACUACAAAGAUUUUCCUGCAUUUCUGAUUUUCUUCAGAUCCUGUGGAAGCCAGUCUGACUGUUUGGUAAUUUAGCUGCUCAUGCUUCAAGGAAGGGGAAAAUGAGGACUUACAAUCUAUUUGAUGUAUCUAUAUAUACAGACUAUGUAUGUGUCACGGGUAGUCAGCUGGGCUUAUUGGGCCAUUUGGGCCAAGGUACUGUAGCGCGGCGCGGUACUUAGCGCCGCCAGCCCUCUAGGGUUUGUUGGUUAGGGAUAAAUUACUUAGGGGUUAAGUAAGUCUCUCUAUAUAAAGAGAGGAGAUAUGUCAUUCAAGACAAGAAAAGAAUAAUGAAGAAACAAUUCUAGUCUCCCUCAA
Panicum virgatum (switchgrass) is the source of this 2144-nucleotide messenger RNA. RefSeq names its product probable lipid-A-disaccharide synthase, mitochondrial. Lineage: Eukaryota; Viridiplantae; Streptophyta; Magnoliopsida; Poales; Poaceae. The transcript has 8 exons. Gene Ontology annotation, biological process: lipid A biosynthetic process. The coding region runs from base 55 to 1461 and encodes 468 amino acids. Gene Ontology annotation, molecular function: lipid-A-disaccharide synthase activity; phospholipid binding. The record is from RefSeq and is a predicted model, not a curated record.